AUGCUUGCUUUGAGGAGGGUCCCUAUCCUGCGGCUACGCCAUGUUCGAAAUAUGGCGUUGGCCGCAUCACAGGCAACAAGUCGACAAACACGUGCUCCGCUAGUCAGGGAUAACAAUCGAGGCGUCAAAAAAGAAUAUGCCAGUUCUACCAGCAGAACAAAUUCGAUUACAGAACAAGCAUCGAGAUGCUUUAGAAAGCAACAGAGCAGAAACACUUCAGGAAAUAGUUGAUCCAUCGAGUGGCGAGGAAUGGUCUACAGUGAAACGCCGGAAAAGGUUGCUAAGCGGCUGGCUGAUCCUAAAGAAGAUCUAACAUUGCUAUCGGAUCGUCAAUUAUCCGUCCUUCUUUCCACUUUCGGUGAAGGAUGUGAAUCUGUGGGCAGCUUGAGAAGAGCAGCGUUCAUGAGCCAAGCCUUAAAAGCCAUUCGAGACCGAGGAGUUGUGCUUGGCCCACUUGCGAAAAAUGCCAUUCUUUCGGCUCGUAUUGACAAUGGGGAACAAGUUAGUGUAGUGGAGGAACUCAAAGACUGGGAUGCUGCUGGGUUAUCCCCAGACGCCGAAACUUACGGUUACCUUUCGAAAGUUUAUGCGAAUUCAGCAAAUACUCAGGCAAUCGUAGAUAUAAUUAAUCACAUGAAAACAAAUGGUAUGGCUGUGACUGAAACGGUUCUCGAAUCACUCAUCUAUUCCUUAGCCAAGGGAGGUCACUACAAACAGGCUGAAGCAUUUGUGCAGAAGUUCGCCGCAUCCGCAAAUGAGGUACUGCUUCAUACCGCGAUAGCUCGAGCAGCAGUGUCUCGUGGAGACAACUCAAUCGCUGUUAGUACUGUUGCCGCCAUUCCAGUCGGAGCCAAGCCGAACCAGAUCUCGAACAACAAACUCGUCCUGGGGGUUUUGAUUGACAUGCUCGAAGCUGGGGAAGUGGACGCCAUCGAAAAGAUGUCCCCCUAUUUGACGAUGGCUCCAGAAGGGUCGACGCUUGUAGAGUGGCACAUGAAUCCCAAGGUGUUGGCGCGAUGUAAGCGUGCUUGCUACGAAGGUAAACUUGACAUGGCUCUCAAACUUUAUGGGCUGCUGCACCCCAAAUUCCGGAAUAGCAACUUCGAGUUGUCGCUUGCUGAUGCGUUGGGAAAUUGGCUCAGAGAUACUAGUCACGAUAUUGAUAGUAUUUUCGCCAUGGCAGAGUCAAUGGAGAAAUGUGGCAUAGUCAGAGAUCAUGUUCUGUUUCUCCUCGAAAGAUCGAUAAGUACUGCUCGAGCGUAUGAGACGCUUUCUAUUGUGCAGAAAAGAGGAUUAUUGGAAAAAUGCUUGUCAGAAAAGCCAGCUCUGAGGAAAAGCCUCGCACAGAAGCUGAGCGAAAAGCUCACAAACGUGAAGUUGGCAAAGGAAGAGCGCAUUAGGCUCCUCGCCGACCUUGCAACUGUUCUUUUCUCAUAUGAUAGUCAACGAACUGUGCAGGACGUGAUGUCUAUGUAUCCAGUCAUUUAUGUGCUCGGCGGAAAAGAUGUUGACCUUGCUAUUCCUGCUCUCGAAAGUCUCAAAUCUGCCCAUGUUCGUAAAGAAUAUGCAACUGCCUUAGUUCAACAGUUACUUAGGAAAGGUGAUCCACUGGCUGAGGAGAAGCUUGAAAAGUUAUUGGACAGUGGUGCGGUACAGUCACUGAGUAUAAGCCGUGUUCAGAAGCAAAUUGCUGGGUUUGUGGUGAAUCGUGAAAAGAAAGAAGGAGCAGCUGAUGAGCGGCAGUUAGCCCUAGCUGCACGUCUUCUUGCCCUCAAUUUCCCUCCGGAAAACUCUAAAGUAAAGUCGCCGGUCGCAGCGAAAUAUGUUAUCGCACAACUUCAAUCCGAACUUCUUCCAGUCAGUAGAGCUCGUAUGCUAGUCGGUUAUCUUGAGAAAGAGACGCCUCAGCUGAAGAUAUCUCAGGGGAAACUGGAUUACUUCAUUAGACGAGCGACAGAAAACAACAGGCCUGAUGUGCUUCGGGGACUCUUCACCGGUCUUUGCCAGCAAGACCGAGCGUCUACGGUAGCUUUAAAUCGAUUACUCGUGCAGCUCAGUCGAAUGUAUUAUAAAAGCAACGAUUUCGCCCAAUUAGAGAGCUUAGAGGCUGAGAUAGAACGUAUUUCGUUUCCUCUUGAGCAACAGAUGAGAACAGUUUUUGAGAACUUGCAACGGAAGAAAUUGGAAGUCAACGGUAGCAGGAAACCCUAG
This is a messenger RNA of Haemonchus placei, 2211 nucleotides long. The record is from the annotation of a GenBank genome assembly. Lineage: Eukaryota; Metazoa; Nematoda; Chromadorea; Rhabditida; Trichostrongylidae.